CUGAUACUAGCUGCAGCCCACAGUUGUCUGAACGAGCCUCAGCACCUCAAAGAACAAUGUGUUCAGCAUCUUUUGUUGAAGAAACAUCACAGCAUUAUUCUCCUCGAAAUGUGGGAAGCAUUGCCACAGCUCCGAGAACACUUCAGGUGGUGAAACAUGUCUUUCCCUUGGAGCUCUCCAGCAUGGGCAGUAGAAGUGUUCUUCAAGAGGGCCUCUACGGAUCCACUGUUGUGGAAGUCGGUGCGGGCAGUGAGAAAGUGACCAUGCAGAACCUGAACGAUCGCCUGGCCUCAUAUCUAGAGAAGGUGAGGACCCUGGAACAUGAGAACAGCAAGCUGGAGCUGCAGAUCAGCGAGGUUCUGGAGAAGAGAGGACCUGAACUGCACGACUACAGCCGAUUCGAGGCCAUCGUCACCCAGCUACGCAAAGAGAUUCUUGAGACGACCUUGAGCAACGCAAAUUUGGCCCUCCAGGUGGACAAUAGCGCUCUGUGUAUUGAGGACUUCAAGGCCAAGUUUGAACACGAGCUUCAGAUCCGACAGAGUGUAGAAUCAGACAUCCGUGACCUGAGGAAGAUUCUGGAUGACACUAACGUGCAGCGACUGCACCUGGAGAAUGAUGUCGAGAUGCUGACUGAGCAGCUCAUCUCUCGAAAGAAAAACCAUCAACAGGAUGUGACAGAAUUACAUAAUCAGAUCGCCCAGUCAGGAGUGCAGGUGGACGUUGACGCUCCUAAAGGAGAGGACCUGGCUCGGAUCAUGGAGAAGAUGAGAGCCAAGUAUGAGAAGAUGUCCCUGAAGAACCAGGAGGAGCUGAAAGCCUGGCAUGAAACAAAGAUCAUAGAGGUAGAAGUACAGGUGACCGAGAACACGGCUGCUCUGAAGGAGGCUCAGAACCAAGUGCAGGAGAAGCGCAGAGACAUGCAGUCUCUGGAGAUUGAGCUUCAGACUCAGGCCAGAAUGAAAGCCUCUCUGCUGGGAUCUCUUGAGGAAGCUCAGCUGCGCUGCAACACGGAGGUGGAGCAGUACAAUGUCAUUAUCCUCCAGCUGGAGGCUGAGCUGACAGAGCUGCGCAGUAGCCUCCAGAAGCACAGGCAGGAUUAUUCAAUUCUGCUCAAUCUCAAAGGAGAGCUGGAGGCUGAGAUUGAAACCUACAGAAGACAUUUAGACGGUCAAGAAUAACCUGUAAGCGGGAAGGUGGUCCAUUAGCACAGAAGCAGGACGUUUGAUUGCAAAACAACUCAUUUCUCUAUUACUAACAACAUGUGCACACCUUGGAUAGAUACUGAUCACUGUUCAUCACUAGACACCACUUUAAGGCCCAGUCCCAUUUCUUCAUUUUACUCCUACCCCUUGUUUUUAAGUGUCACCUUGCCCCUCUGAACUGAGCUACAGGGCAGUGGUUGAGAUCUUCCCUCUGAAAUGAGACCCUCUAAUAAAA
Molecule: messenger RNA, 1440 nt
Organism: Pygocentrus nattereri (red-bellied piranha)
Lineage: Eukaryota; Metazoa; Chordata; Actinopteri; Characiformes; Serrasalmidae
Gene: krt18a.2
Product: keratin 18a, tandem duplicate 2
Exons: 6
Coding region: 57-1181 (374 amino acids)
Biological process (GO): intermediate filament cytoskeleton organization
Cellular component (GO): keratin filament
Molecular function (GO): structural molecule activity
Source: RefSeq, a predicted model, not a curated record